AACAUUUCGCGGGCAGAAUCAAAACCACACAAGUCAACCAGCCAGCCGGAAUUUUCAAGCAAAGCUGGACGUCGCCAUGCAGAGAGUCAGUCGUCUGAAGCGGGAGAUGCAGCUCCUCACCGCUGAACCUCCUCCAGGAGUCUCGUGCUGGCAGUCAGAGGGACGCCUGGAUGAACUACAAGCCCAAAUUGUUGGAGGUGCAAACACUCCGUAUGAAGGUGGUGUGUUCACAUUGGAAAUCAACAUACCUGAGAGGUAUCCAUUUGAACCUCCAAAAAUGCGUUUCCUGACUCCCAUUUAUCACCCCAACAUUGAUAAUGCAGGACGCAUUUGUCUUGACGCUCUGAAACUGCCACCAAAGGGAGCUUGGAGGCCCUCGCUUAACAUUUCAACAGUUCUCACAUCCAUACAGUUAUUGAUGGCCGAACCAAACCCUGACGACCCUCUCAUGGCUGAUAUAUCCUCAGAAUUUAAAUACAACAAACCACUAUAUCUUGAAAAGGCAAAGAAAUGGACAGCUGAGCAUGCAAUUCAGAAGAACAAGGGUUGCGUGGAGACGGAUGGAAAGCCUCCUGAGAAUAAAAAUCUGAAAACCUCACACAAGAGAGAAGCACUUAGUGCGCAGGAGAACUUAGAGCACACCAAAAAAGUGUGCUUGUAGCAGCUCUAUUUCACUGAUGACUGAUAUACAAUUUUGAGUUGUUUAUUGUCUAAAUUGUUACUCUGGCUUGAUUAUUUUACUUGUGUAUAAUUGAUGUUAAUGUAAUAAAAUAUUUAAAAUGGUAAAA
This is a messenger RNA of Danio rerio (zebrafish), 788 nucleotides long. It is a transcript of the gene ube2t, whose product is annotated as ubiquitin-conjugating enzyme E2T (putative). Gene Ontology annotation, molecular function: ubiquitin conjugating enzyme activity. The record is from RefSeq and is marked provisional. Lineage: Eukaryota; Metazoa; Chordata; Actinopteri; Cypriniformes; Danionidae. Gene Ontology annotation, cellular component: nucleus. Gene Ontology annotation, biological process: protein ubiquitination.